UUAACACAGGUGAAUCCAUCGACAGAGGACGUUCUUGCAUCGAUUACACCGCACUCCACGUCAAAGUUUGUUUUAAAAUGGCGGCGGAAGCGGAGAAACAGGUAUGAGUUAUUAAACCCCGCAGCUGAAAGGGUGACAUGAUGCCGUUUGUACAUUUUAUAAAGUAGUGGGAGCGGACUUUAUCUCCUGUUUCGUCGCCGGAGGAGAAAGCGGAGAAGUUGUUGGCCUUUGUUUCCAGUAGAGGAAGCGCUGCGGAGGGGAACGUCAGCAGCAGCAGCAGCAGCAGCUCGGGGAGGAAGGAGGCGCCACCGGCUGUUCGCGCUGUUUUGACCCCCUGCAGGGACUUUAUGCGGCAGCUCAUGACUUUCCUCCGCUGCCGGCUGUGUGGGGGAGCCAGGGGGGCGGUGGCGGUGCAGCAGUAGCCCCAGCAGCAGCAGCAUCCUCAGCAUGGAGCUCUCCGGGCGGAGGGCACCUGUCAUCCACCUGUAGCGUCCAUCAGCGGCGCCAUGGCAAACCCGAGCCUCGGUCCACAGAACCAGCUGGACGGCCGCUCUGGGGCAUCUGGGGGAGUCGUCAUGAAGAACGGCUCUGUGAGCACAGAGGCCCCCAGCCUGCAGGAUAAACCCGCCUCCACCUCGUCCGCUCAGCUCGUCCUGCCCACUUAUAAACCGUCCUGCUCCUCCAUUCCCAUCUACUACUGCAGCCCCCGCAAAAACUGCUCCUACCUGGACCCAGACAGUCACAGCUUAACCUCUCAGGACUCAGGAAUCCCAACUCUGGAGAUCAAUCCUCCGGACCCCCUCCUCCACAGCCCCCAUCAUCAUCAUCCUCCUUCAGAUGACGCCGGCGGGGACUCUCCAGCCACUUUACCUCUGGACGACGGCAGCAGCAGCAGCAUGCACAGGUCGUCCACCUUCCCCCGCAGCGGCUACGACUCCGCCCGGCACUUCAGCCCCACCGUCAGACUUGGCGUCGGGGGCGGCGCCCUGAACCGCAGCGACGACAUCUCUGUGUGCAGCGUGUCCAGCAUGAGCACAGAGCUGUCCGUCUCCAACGAGGACAUCCUGGACUUUACCGUCACGUCCAACUCGAGCGCCAUCGUAACCCUGGAAACCGAUCUCAGCGGCUCGGCUCACUUCUCGGACGUGACGCUUUCUUCGCCGACGGGGGAAACGUGGAGUCCUGGUCGGGGUCAUCUGGGGUCGGGCGUCCUGCAGCAGGAAGACGGGAAGCUGAAGAAGCUGGGGCCGUUUGCAAAUCUGUUCAACAGGAACCUGUUUGCCAAGAAGGUGAAAGAAAGUCGACCGCCGGAGCAAAAAGAUCCUGGUUGGAAGCUGUUUGGGAAGGUCCCACCGAGAGAAGGCGCCGUAAAGGACCCCAGGAAGAUCCAAAAGGAAUAUGAAACAAAGAGUGGCAGAGCUGGCAACCAGACAUCCCCCAGGCCGGGUGUGAGGAAAAACCUGGACUUUGAGCCCCUCUCCACCACGGCGCUGAUCCUGGAGGACAGACCUGCUAAUCUGCCCGCCAAGCCUGCAGAGGAGGCCCAGAAACACAGGCAGCAGUAUGAGGAGAUGGUGGCCCAGGCCAAGAAGAGAGAGCUGAAGGAAGCUCAGAAGAGGAAGAAGCAGCUGGAGGAUCGAUGUAAGCUGGAAGAGAGCAUCGGCACGGCAGCCCAGAUCUGGAACCAAGAGAUCUUACCCAACUGGAGUACAAUGUGUACAUCCCGGCGAGUGAGGGACCUGUGGUGGCAGGGCAUCCCCCCCAGCGUCAGGGGCAAAGUAUGGAGCCUGGCAGUGGGCAACGAGCUCAACAUCACACACGAUCUCUAUAACAUCUGUCUGGCCCGGGCCAAAGAGAAGUGGGGGAGGACAGCAGCUCCCAGCACUGAACCUGAAGAUGUUAUUGAUUCUUCUGACCGUGAGUCCAGUCUGGAGUUGAUCAAGCUGGACAUCUCCAGAACAUUUCCCCAACUGUGCAUCUUCCAGCAGGGCGGGCCCUAUUAUGACAUGCUGCACAGCAUUCUGGGAGCGUACACGUGUUACCGACCCGACGUUGGCUAUGUUCAGGGGAUGUCCUUCAUCGCCGCCGUGCUGAUCCUCAAUCUGGACACGGCCGACGCUUUCAUAGCUUUCGCCAACCUGCUCAACAAGCCCUGUCAGAUGGCCUUCUUCCGAGUCGACCACAGCCUUAUGUUGACGUACUUUGCAGCGUUUGAAGUGUUCUUUGAAGAAAACCUACCAAAGCUCUUUGCACAUUUCAAGAAAAACAACUUGACCCCUGAUAUUUAUUUAAUCGACUGGAUCUUCACGCUGUACAGUAAGUCUCUGCCUUUGGACCUGGCGUGCCGCGUUUGGGACGUGUUCUGCAGGGACGGCGAGGAGUUCCUGUUCCGCACGGCGCUGGGCGUGCUGCGCCUCUACCAGGACGUCCUGACCUCCAUGGACUUCAUCCACAUGGCUCAGUUCCUGACCCGCCUGCCGGACCUCAUCCCUCCCGAGCAGCUCUUCCAGCACAUCGCCGCCGUCCACAUGACCAGCCGCAACAGGAAGUGGUCACAGGUCCUGCAGACGCUGACGGAGCAGAAGAAGUCGGGGGCGAGGCUUUCCGGGGCCGAGGCAUUGAGCUGAGGUCAGAGGGGGCGUCCCACACUAAGAUCCUGUUCUGGUGGGGGGGAAGGGGGGGUCCUGCUGUAGCUGCUGUGAUGGAGCUCCUCUCUGCAGAGCCGCAUCGCCAAUCAGACCCUAAACCAGCGUCCACCAGCAGGGUUUGUCUGCGCUGAUGCACAGGUGUGAGGAAGGAACACGAGGCCUUAAUUUGACUCUCACCCCCUCCCCCCAUACCCCUCUCUACCCCGAAGCCCAGCAAUGAACUGGAAACUGUAGCUGGGGGAAAAAAAAAAA
This is a messenger RNA of Cyprinodon tularosa, 2900 nucleotides long. It is a transcript of the gene tbc1d14, whose product is annotated as TBC1 domain family, member 14. The record is from RefSeq and is a predicted model, not a curated record. The coding region runs from base 507 to 2627 and encodes 706 amino acids. Lineage: Eukaryota; Metazoa; Chordata; Actinopteri; Cyprinodontiformes; Cyprinodontidae. The transcript is spliced from 14 exons.